UGAAGAUGCCAUAUAUUAAGAAGACAGCUGGAAAAAAGGCCCCUGCAAAAAGGAAACUUGCUGAAGUAUUUGCUCUGGGGGAGGUUCUAACGGACACAUCAAGGAAAGAAUGGAAAUUAGGUGUUCCUAUAGGGCAAGGAGGCUUUGGACGCCUGUACCUUGCUGAUGUUAAUUCUUCAAAGUCGGUUGGCAGUGAUGCACCUUAUGUUGUGAAAGUGGAACCCAGCCAGAAUGGACCUCUUUUUACUGAGUUAAAGUUCUACAUGCGAGCUGCUAAGCCAGAUGAAAUUCAGAAGUGGACUAAGUCCCAUAAACUGAAAUAUUUAGGUGUGCCAAGAUAUUGGGGUUCUGGCUUGCAUGAAAAAAGUGGAAACAGCUAUCGGUUUAUGAUAAUGGAUCGUUUUGGAAGAGAUCUUCAGAAGGUGUAUGAAGAGAACGCAAAGCGAUUUGCUCAUAAAACUGUACUUCAGUUAGGCUUGAGAAUACUUGAUAUCCUGGAAUACAUCCAUGAGCAUGAAUAUGUGCAUGGAGACAUCAAGGCCUCAAACCUUCUUCAGAGUUACAAGAACCCUAGUCAGGUGUAUUUGGUGGAUUAUGGGCUUGCCUACCGCUACUGUCCUGAAGGAGUUCACAAAGCAUAUAAGGAAGAUCCUAAAAGGUGUCAUGACGGCACUAUUGAGUACACCAGUAUAGAUGCACACAAGGGUGUGGCACCAUCGAGACGUGGGGAUCUGGAGAUCUUAGGUUACUGUAUGGUUCAUUGGCUUAGUGGCCAUCUACCAUGGGAGGAUAAUUUGAAAGAUCCAAAUUUUGUCAGAGAGUCAAAGAUCAGAUGUAGAGAUAACAUUUCAGAGUUGAUGGACAAAUGCUUUCCUGGGAAAAAUAAACCAGAUGAAAUAAGGAAAUAUAUGGAAAAGGUGAAGCAACUGAGCUAUGAGGAGAAACCUGUGUAUCCACAUUUCCGAGAAAUACUUCUGCAAGGACUCAAGUCCAUUGGGCAAAAAGAUGAUGGAGUACUUGAAUUUGGCUUGUCAGAAAACGGAGACGUGCAAACGAACCCUGUACAAAAGUGACAAGAAGCUUAGCUUGAUGACUUUUUGAAAGAUGAGCACUCUCUGUGAUCCAAACUGUUAGAAGCUGCUUUCUGUAAAGAUAAUUUAGCAUUGAUUAGUAGCAUCUUGCCUCAGAAAACCAGUAUCUUUCACCACAUUCUGAAUUUCUUUUGGCGUGAUUGAAGUCUGAUUUGGAAAAGAAAAAUGGAGUCUGGCUUCCACUUCUGAAAAGAUGUUGACCUGUAUAGCAUGGAGUGUUUGUGACGUUUUGGCUGUACCGAUCAUUCAGUUCUGCUAAGUCUUCAAACACCUACUUUUCAGUUCUUUUAGGGCAAUCUACUGUAAUGCUGUCUUGAGUGUCAUUUGGUGUUCUGAAACUUUGGUAUUUCCUAACUAGAUGAGAAUUUCUAACUUCAGUCUAAUUGUUAGGAUGUAGGAUUCUCUUGUGUAUUCAGGUUAUGUAAGUAAUUGAGCCAUGAUGUGCAUUGUUCAUUGCAUAUAAGCGUGGAAUCUCUUUCUCCAGCACUGGUAUCUGGCUAAAAUGCACAGAUGCCUGCUAUGUUAAAGGUUAACAUUUUGUUUUCAGUAUCACGACUCUAAUGACUCAAGUUUUCCCAGAUGCUUAAGUAAAUGAAACACAGUCCACAGUUCUGCUGGUGGAUUUUUUUUUUUUUUUCUUUUUUCAUUUCUUUAAAAUACAUGCAUGUUGGUUUGAUUGUGUGGUAUUUUGUGAUAGUUCUGGCUGAAAGAAAACUUGCAAUCCUGUGUAUUGAACAAAAUAUCUGGAACUCUAUACUAAAUUAUUCAGGGCAGGGACUGCAUGUUACUUUUGUUUGGUACCGAAGAGUUGCUGGGAAAUACUGGGAACCAACUGGGAAAUGUGGUUUUUAAUUUAAUGAUGGGCCUCAGAUACACAGGUGUAGCUAUUGUUAGAUGAAUGCAGCCUGAUUUCUAUUACUAUGUAAUUCACCUGCAUCGAGAUUAAGAAACCAUUUUUAUUAAAUAAGCUUGGAAACAAGAUAAAUGUAUUUUGCUUUUGUGUGGCAUAUAUUGGAUAUCCGUUUUUCUGAUGAGCAUUUAAAAUGUUUUCUAGUACAAUUGCGAGGAAUGUAUUAUCUCUCACAUAAAAGCAGUGCAGCACUGAAAUAGUCUUCCUUAAUUUUGGUCAGAAUGAACAAAAGUGUCUGUGUUUAUUCCUGCCUAAUGCAUCACAAAUCUGCUGACAUGCUAACCUUGGAGUCUUGGCUGGCGGUAAUCAGGCCUGUGCACCGGCAGGAAAGAUGUACCUAAUGCACUCCAUCAGUGCAGUUUGCAUAUGGAAGUUCUCACAGGGGAGCUGCCCUGUGCCAGCUGAGGGUUACCUGCCCACUGCAGUUAUUGUAUGUAAUUAUCGAACCAAUCUGUUCAGCCCAGCAGGGUUUAGAUGGUAAUCAUGAAGCAACACUUUGGAAAGGAAAGAUGUAAUGCACUCUCCCCUUCUCUCAGGAGCCACGUGAAGUUGUAACCACUUAAGAAGCUGUAUUAGUAAAGCUAUAGUCUUACACAGUUUGGGGGGAAAAAAUAAGUAAACUCUUUUAGUGUUCCUCAACUGUUGUUAAAUCUCUGCUACAAAUAUAGGGCAGCUAAUCCUUUGCAGAAAUGAUACAGGUUUUGAAUGAAAUAUUUUCUUAACUACCUUACGAAUAGUUUGCUAAAAUAAGAUUAAUUGUACUACACAAAUGACGGAGACCAGCUCAAGAGCCAGGUCUGUUUUGCUUAACAGUCUUCCUCACACAAAUAAUAAGGUUACUAUCAAUUUAGGGAUUUUAAGAUAAGGUACGUUGAGUAGAGUUGAACUUCUCUUUGGAAUAGAACUUAUCAUUGCUAUUAGGUAAAAAUAAUAACAUACUGUUAGCAGAUGUUAUCAACUUUUAAGCUGUGCAAAGCAAGCUUUCAGAAGCCAGAAUCCAGAUAAACUUGAAUUUAGUGAUGUAUAAUUGCUUAAGGAAAAGCCAUUAACAUAAACUUGGGGUAAAAUGUUUUUCUGUGUUCUUCGAGAUGCUUUUUCUGAUGAAUCCAUUUGUAACCAUUUAGCCAAUGUAAAUAAAAUAGAUGUUUAUCAUAAAAUCUUACGUUUUCAUAUAUGAAAAUUCCAACUGAUGUGAUUUGUAAACAGGAGAACUGAACUUUUAAACUGUUUGUUGCUUAGUACUGGUAUUCUUACAUUGAUAAAUGAAUAGGUGUCCUCUACAACUGAUAGCUUGAACUAUAGGAGGAAAUGAUGGUUAAAAUUGUAGAAUAUCUUGCGAGGAUAAUGUGUCUUAUACUUUCUGAGUUCAAUUGCCAC
Messenger RNA from Centrocercus urophasianus (Greater sage-grouse), 3378 nucleotides. RefSeq names its product VRK serine/threonine kinase 1 (gene VRK1). The record is from RefSeq and is a predicted model, not a curated record. Gene Ontology annotation, biological process: signal transduction; peptidyl-serine phosphorylation. Lineage: Eukaryota; Metazoa; Chordata; Aves; Galliformes; Phasianidae. Bases 6 to 1073 code for a protein of 355 amino acids. The transcript is spliced from 11 exons. Gene Ontology annotation, molecular function: ATP binding; protein serine/threonine kinase activity. Gene Ontology annotation, cellular component: nucleus; cytoplasm.